Molecule: messenger RNA, 1566 nt
Organism: Aspergillus versicolor CBS 583.65
Lineage: Eukaryota; Fungi; Ascomycota; Eurotiomycetes; Eurotiales; Aspergillaceae
Product: putative MFS transporter
Exons: 2
Coding region: 1-1566 (521 amino acids)
Biological process (GO): transmembrane transport
Cellular component (GO): membrane
Molecular function (GO): transmembrane transporter activity
Source: RefSeq, a predicted model, not a curated record
AUGGCUUCUCCAGACAAGCCAGACAUCUCACACGUCGAGGGCCACGACGCCCUCAAGCCCGGCGACGUGGACCUGAUCAACGUCGUGCGCGUCCCCCUCACAGAAGAAGACAACAAGCACAUCCGACACAAGACAGACCGGCGCAUCCUCGUCAUCCUCAUCUGGGUGUACUUCCUGCAAAUCCUCGACAAGACGGUCCUCGGGUAUGGCGCGACGUUCGGCCUGCAGGAGGAUGCAAAUUUGACCGGCAACCAGUACUCGCUGGUCGGGUCCAUUGCGCCCAUUGCCCAGCUGGCCUGGCAGCCUUUCUCGUCGUAUUUAAUUGUUAAAGUGCCGCAUCGUAUCCUCAUGCCUGUUCUUGUCUUUGGAUGGGGUGUUGCGCAGACUUGCAUGGCUGCGUGCCACAACUUUGGCGGCCUCAUGGCUACGCGCUUCCUGCUUGGGCUGUUUGAGGCUGGAUGUCUGCCUUUGUUUAGUAUUAUCACGAGUCAGUGGUAUCGCCGUGCUGAGCAGCCGCUGCGCGUGGCAGCUUGGUAUGGCACGAAUGGCCUCGCGACGAUCGUUGCAGCUGCAUUGUCGUACGGUCUGGGGCAUAUCCAGUCUGAUGUUCUGGAGGAGUGGCAGAUCAUCUUCCUCUUCGUCGGCCUCAUCACCGUCAUCUCCGCGCCAAUCGUAUACAUCUUCCUCGACAACGACAUCGCAUCCGCGCGCUUCCUCAACGAACAAGAGAAACUCCAAGCAAUGGAACGCCUGCGCGCAAACCAAACCAGCACAGGCACCCGCGAGUUCAAAAUGCACCACAUCCUCGAAGCCGCGCUCGAAAUCAAGACGUAUCUCUGGAUCGCGAUAACGAUGCUCCUGAACAUCGGAGCCAGCGUGACGAAUGUCUUUGGCCCGCUCAUUCUCAGCGGCCUCGGGUUCGACAAGUACAGAACGACAUUGCUGAAUAUGCCCUUUGGCGCGCUGCAAUUCAUCUGUAUCCUGCUGGGCAGUUACCUCGCCCAGAAGGCGCGCAUGAAGGGCGUCAUCUUCGCGCUGUUCAUCCUGCCUGUCGUCGCGGGUCUCGGAGUCCUCUACGCUGUCCCCCGUGAUAAUUCCGCCCAAGGCGCCCUCAUGGCUGGAUACUAUCUCCUCGCUUUUCUCUUCGGCGGGAACCCACUGACUGUGACCUGGAUCGUGGGAAACACCGCCGGCAUGACAAAACUCAGUGUCGUGAUGAGUCUAUUCAACGCCUCUUCAGCUGCCGGGAACAUUAUCGGCCCACUGCUGUUUAACGAGAAGGACGAGCCUGCAUAUCUCCCCGGUCUACGAGCUUGUCUGGGUAUAUUCGCCGCACUGCUUGUUAUCAUACUGAUCCAGUGGGCGCUCCUUUUCCUCCUCAACAAGCGCCAGGAGAAGCGGCGGAUUGCGAAUGGCAAGCCCGGGAAGAUGGUUGACCGGUCGAUGCAGAACCACUUCCACCAGGAGGAUGAGAUCCCAGAGGCUGGGGCGGAGGAGACGGUUGGGAAUAAUGCGUUCAAGGACUUGACGGAUCGGGAGAAUGAUGAGUUUGUGUAUAUUUACUAG